This is a messenger RNA of Miscanthus lutarioriparius, 6483 nucleotides long. Lineage: Eukaryota; Viridiplantae; Streptophyta; Magnoliopsida; Poales; Poaceae. The record is from the annotation of a GenBank genome assembly.
AUGUCGUCUAUCGCAUCGCAGCUGAAGGCCAUCAAGUCGGCGCUCGGCGCCGCGCCGGAGCCGGCCCGGCGGCCCGUCACCCGGCCGUCUGUGCUCUUCGACGCAAAGGAGGCCGCCGACAUCGACCUCCGUGCCAUCCUGCCCAUCGCCCUCUCUGGGUUGGAGCACCUUACCAGCAUAGACGAGAGGUUUGCAAGAUACAGCAACACUCUGUUCAGGGAGACUAGCCUUGAGGUGAACCGCGAACAGCUGACUCCCAAGGAGAACGACAAACUCAACAAGUCCAUCUCCACCUACCUUCGCCUUCUAGCUGGCUAUUUGCAUCUUCCCUCUGCCCUCAAGACCCUCGAAUACCUUAUCCGCCGAUACCUGGUGCAUGUAUACAAUUCGGAUGAGUUGCUGCUGAGCGCACUGCCAUACCAUGAUACACAUGCGUUUGUCCGGAUCGUGCAGUUGGUCAACGUAGGGAAUAGUAAGUGGACAUUUCUUGGUGGUGUCAAGUCCUCAGGUGCGCCACCACCCAGGAGUGUUCUAGUGCAGCAGUGCAUCCGUGAUAAGGCUGUGCUGGAGACCAUCUGCAGCUAUGUUACACCAACAAAGGAAUUCAGUCACUCAAGGACGGUUGUCUGCUUUUGCACUGCUGUGAUUGUUGAGUGCUUGGGUGCUGUCCCUAAGCUUGACACAGAUGUAGUGCAGAGGGUGUUGGGAUUUGUGUUUGACUCUCUUAAUCCUGCAGUGACGCGAGACCAGGAAUACAAGGCUGGCGCUCUUAUGAUUGUUGGAGUACUUGGAACCCGGGCGACUCUAGCGCCUAAACUUGUCCAAAAUUUGAUUUUCUUUGUUGCAAGGACUGCACAACAUGAUGCAUCUGAGUCAGUUGAUUUGCCAUGGCUUCGUGUCUCGGUGAUGGCUCUUAUAAGUCUUGUUCAGUCCCAAUCUGUCCAUGAUUUCCCUAAGAAGCCAUUGAUGAUUUUGAAAGACAUCAGGGAUUUUUCUGGUAUACUUUCUGUAUUAUCCAGUGAAUACAACAUCGAGAGAUUCAUUAGGCUUUAUGUUGAAUCAUUAAUUGACUACAGUAUUCCCGAUGGUUCCUGCCACACACACCUGAUUGAAACUAUUGAGACUCUGCCGGUGAAGAAUUUCAUUGAAAGUAUUGUGUGCAAGGUUCUUAGAAACUGUAUCAAGCUAUCUCAGGCCACAGGAAACCCAGAUAUCAAUCACACAGAAUUAUGGGCUAAGAAAAAUUUUAGCGCACUUGAAAGAAAAUAUCCCCUGGAGCUACGUGAUGCUAUUCGUAAAUUUCUUGAGAACUCUGAAACUAAUUCAUCAGGAGGGGAUUCUAUUUCUGAGGUUUUCGGCAUAGUGUUUGAUGAAAGCAAGAACUUGCCAACUGAAAUAUCCGACUCGAACAUUUGGUUCAGUCUGGAUCAUCCAAAGGCUGCGGUUCGUCAAUCUGCUCUCUCAAAAGUUGCUACAUCUGGCAUCUUCAAUAACAGUACUCUAAAUCCACAGAAGUUUAUCAAUAUGCAAGAUGCUAUAUUAUGCAGUCUGUAUGACGAUGAUCUAAGUGUUGUCCAAGCUGCUUUAUCCAUAGAGGGACUAGCUGUUGUUGCCAAUCCUGAUAGCCUGUUAAAAGCAUAUGAUGGCGUGCUCACCAAAUGCAUCAAAAUCAUUAACAAAGGUGGUUCAAAAGCAUCAAAAGCUUCUGAUGUUGCUGUUUCUUGCUUGGAAAAGCUGGUAACGGAAUACCAAUCGCAUCAUAUGGAACAUGCCAAGGAUAUAGCUACAUUAGUGUUUCAUCUCCUUAUUGUUCACCCAAAGACCCUUAGGGUGAACUUAAAGGCCUUGGAGCUAGCUAAGAAAAUACAAUGGGAGUUCUACACAAGUAGUUCUCUUGUAUAUGAUGGGGUCAAUUUUGAUAAAAUGAAGAACAUGAGUGCAGACUCCAUUGCUUCUAUUAACAUGAAGAACAUCAAAGCUUUUGCUGAGACUUUCCUAGCUGACCCAAAUAAGCAUGUGGAGUGGUUGGCUAACUCUGGAAGUGGAAGUAGAUUUUCUAAAACUUUGUUUCUACUCAUAGUAUUGCAAUCACUUGUUUCCACAGAAGUUUUGGACGAGCAGGUGAAUCUUUGCCAUGCUUGUUUGCCAGUCCUGAAGGAUGAAUGGCAUAACAUACAGCCCGAAGAUAGUGGUGUUGGUGAUGAGAUCAGCAUUGACAACCUUGAGAUGUGCAGUUUAGAAUUGGUGAAGCAUUUUUUCAACAGAGACACAGAGGCAUUGAAUGUUAGAAUCCUUGUCUGUAUAUUUUGGGGUAUCCUAAAGGUGCAGUCCUCCUGUUUUAAGCAGAAUCCCGUGGUUGGCGGUGGUGAAAACACAAUGCUGGAUGAUUUGUUUCUCUUCUUCCUUGUAUCACCUGCCAAAAAUAUCUUCCAGAAUCACCUACAGUAUCUUGUUGUUAAUUGCAUUGGAGCACCUUUUCAAUUUAUUUCGAAGUACUUUCUGGAUGAAGAUUUAUCAGAAAGAGUUCAAGUGGAGAGUCUUCUUGUGCUUGCAUCUAUUUGUUCCAAGUGCGCUUCCUCUGAAAGUAAUAGCUUGGAUGAAAGCAUCUGUAUGCAGCUUCUACUAGGCUUUCCUUCCAUUAUUCCCCCACUCGCUCAUGAUAACAAGGAUAUAAGGUCAUCUGCGAUUAAGUGUAUUGAGGGGUUAUCUUUGGUGUGGCAGCGCUUGAGCACUUCAGUACCAAGAAAUGGAAACAACAUCAAAUUACCUCAAUACUUGUCGUCACCAACUUUUGGUAGUUUCCUUGACUUGUUGGUUAACCAAAAGACCAUGAUCUCCUCGGACGCAAAAUUUCUUCCUGCGUAUAUUUCAUCUAUGCUGAGCCCAUGUAAUGAUAUACUGGUUCCCGAGAAUCUCCAUGAAAGAUUCGACCAGCAUACAAAGGAUACUAUUCUUACUUUCAUCUUGCGCUCUGCUUUGAAGCUCCCUCCUUAUGGAAAGUUUAUGGUUCUGUCAGUCCUGAAAGGAGUAGGAAGCAUCUUAUUUCAUGCAGAAGAUGUGAAGUCUCUGUUCUUUGAUCUUCUGGACCGUCGUGAUCAGUAUCAGAAUCGACAUAAUUGCAAUCAGAUCCUAUCCACCCAUGAAAUGCAUACCUUAUGCUUGCUUUUGGAGGUUUUGAUCUCAAUGCCAGAUCAUGCAAAUAUUGGUUUUAACAUGUUCAAACCUCUGAUGAAAGCUUUAAAGGUUGAUGCUCCGUCUCCAGGUGAUCCUGUUGUUGUGAUGCCAUGUCUUACUGUCCUGCAGAAUCUUCAACCAGGGUUCUUUGAUAAUUUAAAGACCGAUACUAAGGAAAAAGUUGUUGGACGCCUUAUUUCCUUGGUUCGAACUGAGAGUUUCAAAGUUCGAAAUGCCGCACGGGAUGCUUUACUGCGUAUUAAUGUUCAUUCUUCCACUUUGGUCAAGUUUAUUGAAUUAAUUUUAGCACUUGAUGGCGCAAGAAGACAUUCAAAAAAGAUAAAGAGAAAUGAAGAUCAGAAUCUUGACGUGUUUUGCAGUUUUGAGGAGAUAUUUGGAGAAAACUCUGUAGCUUCUAUUCUUGUUUCUCUUCUAGAUAUCUUGUUUCUUAAGAAAGAUGUGAAGCAAAGGUCGUGUUUAUUGCAACCUCUUUUCCAGAUUCUAUCGAAGCUCCUUUCUGAUCAAUGGGUCUCAGUAAUUGUUAGUCAGUAUAACAACCAACAAGAUACCUCAUCUGAAAUCCCUGAUUUAUCCAGUUUUGUAAAAGAAGUUCAACACUUGACACUGCUGUCCCUCAAAGAUAUUACAGAUACACUACAAUCGGGUCACCAUGAUGCAAUGUUCAGCAGCUCCAAUGUAGGUCUUCUUAUUGAUUGUGUACGGUCCAUCAGCGAUGUAGGAACUCGGAAUCAUGGCUUUUCCUUGAUAGCUUCUUUGGGAAAGGCUUGCCCACAACUGGUGUCAGAAAAUAUUGUUGAUUUGUUUGUCGCUAUUGGGGAUGCUAUUAAACAGGAUGACAGCCACUCACAACGUGUUUUGGAGGAUUUAUUAUCUGUCUUAGUCCCAUGUUGGUUGUCAAGGACCACAAGUAUAGAAAAGCUUCUUCAGAUAUUCAUUAAAGCUUUAGCAGAUGUGCCUGAACAUAGGCGAUUGACGCUCAUGGUUUACCUCUUAAGGACCUUGGGGAAGGAAAAUAGUUUGAGUACUGUGAUCAUGCAUCUAUUACACUCGUUGGUUGAGCGGAUUUUGCACUCUUUUUCUGAACAUCAUGGGAGCGAUUAUAGAUUGGCUAUGUCACAGGAGUGGGAGUAUGGAUUGGCAGUAAAUGUGACCGACCAAUUUUCCUAUAAAUUAUGGUUUCCUUGUUUGAGUAAGCUACUAAAAGACAUCAGGGUCCAUGAGAAGCAAGAUCUACAUCUUAUGCUACAUUUGGCAAUGAGGCUUAUUCUAUUUAAGUUACAAGAUACAGAAUUGAUUUUUGAACUUGAAUCUGAGGAAGCUGCUAAUUUUAUCCAGGGUUCUCUUGGGGCACUUAUGGAGGAAGUUGUCUUGUGUGGUGUGUAUGCCAGAGAUAAAACAAGAGAUGUUUCUAGUGACAUUACUAAAGAAGUCAGAGAUUUUGCAAAUACAAUACUCAAAACUGUUACAGGAUGGAUGAGUGCUUCAACAUAUUUGACAGGAAUUACUCGGCUGUUGGAUCAUUCAGAUAGUCAUGUGAAAAGAAAGACACUUGGGAUGUUGUCUGAAACGGCCAGAGGAAACAGUUUGGUCCAGAAAAAUCAAAGGAAAGCACGAAAACUGAAACAUAUAUCUGGUACUACUGCUAUCAAAGUAGACAAGAGCUCUGGUCCUUAUUUCAGCAAAUUGUGCUUAAAGAUUCUGGAGUUGAUUGACAGAGAUGGUGAUUCGGACACUAAAGUGAAAAUUGCUGCUAUUUCUUCGCUUGAAACACUAGCCAAAGAAUAUCCCUCUGAUAAUCCUGUUUAUAGCAACUGCCUUGCAACAAUCAUUGAUCAAAUUGGCUCUGAUGAGGCAGCUGUGUCUUCUGCUUUAAUUCAUACUGUGGGCUCUCUGAUAAAUGUGAUUGGAUCAAAAGCAUUACCACAACUCCCAUUAAUCAUGAAAAAUAUAAUGCUAAUAUCACAUCAAAUUUCAUGUUGCCCUAGUGGAAAUUAUGCUCAUGGUUCCACUAGAACUGCCGCUGAACUUUCAAACCAAGACAUAGCUGUGCUGCUGUCAGCACUGACAACAAUUGAGGUGAUUGUGGAAAAGCUAGGUGAAUUUGUUAAUCCAUAUCUGAAGGAAAUACUUGAUCUGGUAGUACUGCAUCCUGAAUGUAGCACUCAAAUGCAUCCCAAAUUAGAUGCAAAAGCAGCACGUGUUCGAGAGUUACUGACUGUAAAAGUUCCAGUCCGACUUAUCCUCUCACCUUUACUUAAUCUGUACUCCCUUGCUGCAAAUUGUGGAGAUGCAAGUCUUUCGUUGGCAUUCAAUAUGCUUGCUAGUCUAGUUGGUACAAUGGACCGGCUGGCUGUAGGAACUUACCAUUCGAAAAUAUAUGAACAUUGUUUAGCAGCUCUUGAUCUCCGUCGCGAACACCCUGACUCUUUGAAGAAUAUAAAUAUGGUGGAGCAAAGUAUUAUUCAUGCCAUAAUCUCUCUCACCAUGAAGCUUACAGAGGGCACUUUUAGGCCACUUUUUGUUCGCACUUUGGAAUGGGCUGAGUCUGAAGUUGAUGAGUCCUCAUUAAAGAAAAGUUUGGACCGUGCAAUUGUUUUCUACAAAUUGGUUAACAAACUUGCUGAAAAACACAGGUCCCUGUUCACACCUUACUUCAAGUAUCUACUUGAGGGAUCUAUACAGUAUCUCUCUGAAGAUGAUUCUUUGGCUGGUUCAAAGCAAAAGAAGAAGAAGAAGAAGACCAAACUUGAAGAUGUUCAAGUUGAACAGAAAGAUAAAUUAUUGGGGUUAAAACUGUGGAAUUUAAGAGCUCUAGUUUUGAAAUCCUUACACAAAUGUUUCCUCUAUGAUAAUGACCAGAAGAUCCUUGAUUCCUCUAAUUUCCAGGUUCUUUUGAAACCUAUUGUCUCCCAGUUUGUUGUGGAACCACCAGAAUCUAUUGAAUCAAUUCUUGAUGCUCCAUCAAUUGAAGAAGUAGAUGAAACUAUAAUUUUGUGCUUGGGCCAAAUGGCAGUCACUGCACGGUCAGAUGUUCUUUGGAAGCCUCUUAACCAUGAGGUGCUGAUGCAGACUAGGAGUGAUAAAGUUCGCCCCAAAAUGCUGGGCCUGAAGGUUAUCAGGUACAUGGUCCAACAUCUGAAGGAGGAGUACGUCGUUCUCGUACCAGAGACCAUCCCGUUCCUGGGUGAAUUGCUCGAGGAUGUGGAGCUUCCUGUCAAGACACUGUCGCAGGAGAUCUUGAAAGAGAUGGAAACCCUCAGCGGCGAAAGCCUCCGGCAGUACCUGUGA